AGAGGAAGCGGAAGUGUCAGAGCAGGCGGAAGUGGUACUGCCCUGAAUACCCUGAGCAGCGAGCGGAGGACGGCUUGACAAACUCACAUCGUUGAGAGAAUAAAAUCGGGAUUCCUAGUACAUCUUAAAUUCUAAAAGAUGGAUAAGAGCGACCUGGUGCAGAAAGCCAAGCUGGCAGAGCAGGCCGAGCGCUAUGACGACAUGGCGGCUGCCAUGAAGGCUGUGACAGAGCAGGGCGCAGAGCUCAGCAACGAGGAGCGCAACCUGCUCUCUGUCGCCUACAAGAACGUGGUGGGGGCACGCCGUUCAUCCUGGCGCGUCAUCUCCAGCAUCGAGCAGAAGACGGAGGGGAACGAGAAGAAACAGCAGAUGGCCCGUGAUUACCGUGUGAAGAUCGAGGGUGAACUUCAAGAAAUCUGCAAUGACGUGCUGAGCCUGCUCGACAAAUUCCUCAUUCCCAACGCAUCUCAAGCGGAGAGCAAGGUGUUCUACCUCAAAAUGAAAGGAGACUACUUUAGAUACCUGUCAGAGGUGGCCUCUGGGGACUCAAAGAAGAAUACGGUGGAGAACUCUCAGAUGGCCUACCAGGAUGCCUUCGACAUCAGCAAGAAGGAAAUGCAGCCAACACACCCCAUCCGGCUGGGCCUAGCCCUCAACUUCUCCGUCUUCUACUACGAAAUCCUCAACUCGCCCGAGCAGGCCUGCUCUUUGGCUAAGCAGGCUUUCGAUGAGGCAAUCGCCGAGCUCGACACCUUGAACGAGGACUCGUACAAAGACAGCACGCUGAUCAUGCAGCUACUAAGGGACAACCUCACUCUGUGGACAUCGGAAAACCAGGGAGAUGAGGGUGAGGCCGGCGAUGGAGAGAACUAGAGCGCACUUCACUGUUAACCCAUCCCCACACUCUUCUUCCUCUUCCUCCUCCUCCUUUUAUCUCUCUUCCUCUUUCUUCUCUACUUCCUCCUCUUCGUACACAUAAACAGCCCGUUCAUUCCCUCGUCCCACUUUUUCAGUCCCAGCCUCCCGACUUCCCUUCUGUAUAACCAACAGCAUGAAUAGUACCUGCCCUUCAGACAAAUAUUAAAAACAGAUAUGAGAGGAGGACCCCCCCCCCCCCCCCAGAAAACUACUCCUUCACCCCCACCAUUUAAUCCAUCCCUGUCACCCUCCCUCGGUCAUGGCACUCCAAUGCAGGCCAGCAACUAAAAACCACUGGCCAGUCUAGUCUUAUAGCACGCGGGGAGGGUUUUUAUCCAGAACCACCAAAUAAAUUAACGUCUCCUAGAGCCCACAUUCGCCUCUUAUCUUUCUUUCUUCAUUCCACUCUUCCCCUCACUUCCUCCUCCCUAACAUCUCAGUCCCUUCCCUCCUGACCCCACUCCUCUCUCUAGCGAGUUAAUGCAUUUAUAUAGUUGUCCAUUCCUUCUGUUUUGGCUUUUCUUAGUGUACUGGCAAAAAAUGGCUGGUUUUAUUCCACUUUAAACAAAAACAAACAAACAAAGGUUAUUAAACUGUCCAUUUAUUUUCAACAAACACUGUGAUUGCUUAGUUUUUCCUCCACCUUGCCACCAAGAGUCCUUGUUUGAUGGCAAAAUCGAUAUUGAGCUGGGAUUGGGGGGCGGGAGUGGCGGGUUGGGGGGAGGGAGUGGGAGUGGGGAUGUGCGUGUGUGUUUCGGGCAGCAGUGCAAUUCUGCUGAAGCUUAUACAGAAGGGUCCUCCUUACAAGGCUGUAUUGUGACACUGACAAGUCUAAAGAGGAAAAAAAAAAAAACCCCCAAAUCAAAAGCGCUUCACCUGCCGCGUAAUCAAACACUCACCUGCUUUUGUUUCUCUAAACCUGCAGUUUUUAUUUAACAAUCCCUGCGCUGGGCUUCAAAGAAAAAUGAUUUGGAUAAUGAUUAAAAGCAAAAGCACAUACAUUCCACCUUCACGUUUGACUCAAUUUAGGAUAUUUUCCACCGCAAAAUGGGACGACCCCACCCCACCCUCCACCUGCUCCUGAAAUCCACCUCCUGUCGGGUGCUGUUGAACAUCGAGUACUACUGUCCCCCCCUCGGUUAUAAACACAUGUUCAUUUACCUUUGCAAAUGCUUGGUUUUUUUUUUUUCUUUCUGUCUUUUUAAUUACUUUUGUGUGUUUGUAUAACAAAUCAAACUAAUCUUUGUGGUUUUUGGAGACUGUAAAAUUGUAAAACAUUUUUAGAGCUUAACUGUAAAUCUGUCUUUUGGAAAACAAAACGGUUUUGUGGAUCUUGUUCGUUGAACACAUGCUUGCAGAGAACUUUUGAAGCCGUUGCAGUGAGCUGCUCUUUCACGCUUGGGCUUUUUUUUUUUUUUUUUUCUCCUUUCACCCAGUCACUUUUUUGUUUAGUUUUUUUUUUGGUACUUAUCCCCUUACACCGUCCCCAUCCCAGACCCCUCGCUUCCCUCUGCGCCCUCCUCACUGCUUGCACGGGCAAGUUCAGACAAGUUCUAAGUUUCCACUUGCUGCUGAAUAGUGUGAUCGACCAGCAAGAAUGCACGCUUUCAUUUAUCGCAGUACAAAUCUGCUGUGGCAGAAAUUGUGCACUCUGUGGUCCGACCCUUAAACUCGCUGCUUCCUCAUUUCUUACCUGAUCGUUCCAGGUGAGCUGCAGAAGAAAAAAAUAUCAGUAAGAUGGACCUAAAAAUACAAAUCAGACUUGAUUGUGAAAUUCUGCUAACAACAUGCAAAAAUAUUUGGCCUUUUUAAGCUUGAAACUAAAAUGAGAGUUAUUAGAGAUGUAAACAAAGGAAGCAUUGUUUUUAAAUGUCACCUGUGGUGCAGUUAGAGUCCACAACAGGUGCGCGUGUGGGAGGGAGAACACGUAGUUCGGACCCGUUUUGCUAAGCAUGCGUACAUGCCGAGGCAAUCUAAAGAUCUGUCCACUGCAUCAGGAGGCAACGCUCAGUCAGCAACUUACGGUACAUUUUCUAGCUCAUUUUCCAGUCUCACUCCUGGUUUUCCUUUUUGGCAACUGUUUCCUCCCAGUUUUUGCAGUCAAAUACCAAUAUACUGUUCGUGCUCUGAAGCAAGGCAAACCCCCACAAUUGACCCCCGUUUCUAGACAGAUGUGAUGAAAUAUCGGCGGACGUCAGCUAACCAGAAAUCCUGUUUUUGUUUUGUUGGUAGCCCUGCCCUUCCCCCCGCUCAGUGUCACAAUAACCUUGUCAUCAACCAUCUCGACAUUCCACUCUGUAGGUGUAGAGAAGUCAUACGUCUCAAUGUUUUUGUUUUACUUUACUUUGCUGGGGACACAUGUUUUCAUGCACUGAUGUUUAAAAAGGUUGGAAAAGCAGGAAAAAAAAACCCAGUUCCUCCCUCCUGCCGCUCUUUUUCUCGUUAGCUGAACAAAAAGGCAGUUAUUCUACGCUUUUUAAGGAAAAAAAUGAUCCCAUGCAGUAGUGAAUGUGGCACCGAGCCUGUCUGUAUAUCUGGUAUCUGAAAUCAUUUUGUUUUUACUGACCAGUAUUCUGCUUAAAAUAAAAAAAAGGAAAAAAAAAUAACCCAAAAAAUAACAACAACAAAAAAAGUUUGCUUCUGUGACGGUUUUAUUGCUUAGCAGCGCACGUGGUUGUGAAAAUUUAGAGUUAGCUUCAGGACACCUAUAAAAAUGAGAAAAUGACAAAAAAGAAGAAAAGAAAAAAAAACACCCUUCGAUACCCCCCCACCCCACACCCCUCCCUGGUUAUUGACGUAAUAAUAGAUUUGUGUAUGUCUUUUAAAAAAAAAAAAAUUCCAACUCUAGUUUCACCUUACAUGUUAUAAACAGGACAAAAUGUAAAAGACGAUUUAAAGUGAAAUAAAGGUUUUAUCAGUUCGAA
Pelmatolapia mariae (spotted tilapia) is the source of this 3842-nucleotide messenger RNA. RefSeq names its product tyrosine 3-monooxygenase/tryptophan 5-monooxygenase activation protein, beta polypeptide a (gene ywhaba). Gene Ontology annotation, biological process: intracellular protein localization; signal transduction. The coding region runs from base 139 to 873 and encodes 244 amino acids. Gene Ontology annotation, cellular component: cytoplasm. The transcript has 7 exons. The record is from RefSeq and is a predicted model, not a curated record. Lineage: Eukaryota; Metazoa; Chordata; Actinopteri; Cichliformes; Cichlidae.